CAUGUACAUACACACGAUAGCUUCUGCUUUGUAAAUAUCGAUAAAAAUCCAAGCUUGACCAAUUUCUGUCUAUAUAUAAUCGGGGCUUCUGUUCAUCAAGUGUCAAUGCUCUGUACUUCAAUUCGCAUUUGCCCUCUAAGAAGCGUACGCAUAGCAUCUUUAUCUGCUUCUCUUUUAAUUGCCAAGGAAUCAUCUUUCAAUUCCAAGCAAACUCUUUUGCGAUCUCUUCAUAAGUCACCUCUUCCUUUGGUUCCUCGCUCGAUCAGAACAGGGAAUUCAAGGCCUGUGCUCUAUUCUUUGAGAUUCGAUCAUACAAUGGCUACCCAAUCUGAGCCUAAAUCAGUCCAUGACUUCACUGUUAAGGAUGCUAGGGGGAACGAUGUUGAUCUCAGCACAUACAAGGGAAAGGUUCUCAUUAUUGUUAAUGUUGCUUCACAAUGUGGCUUGACCAAUUCCAACUACACUGAACUGACUCAGUUAUACCAGAAGUACAAGGAUCAAGGUUUGGAGAUUCUGGCUUUUCCAUGCAAUCAAUUUGGAUCUCAGGAGCCAGGGACCAAUGAACAGAUUGUGGAGUUUGCCUGCACUCGCUUCAAGGCUGAGUAUCCAAUAUUCGAUAAGAUCGAUGUCAAUGGAAACAAUGCUGCUGCUCUUUACAAGUUCUUGAAGUCCAGCAAAGGAGGAAUUUUUGGGGAUAGCAUCAAGUGGAAUUUCACCAAGUUUCUGGCUGAUAAAGAUGGCAAUGUUGUGAACCGAUAUGCUCCCACUACUUCUCCUCUUAGCAUCGAGAAAGAUGUGAAGAAACUGCUGGGGAUUGCAUGAAUGCUAAGGCGGGCUAUUGAAUAAGUCAGGACAUCAGUCUGUCUCUGUGAUGAAUAAGCAGCAUGAAGAGAUGUAACUAUAUUUGUAUGGCGUAUUUCCCUUGUAGAAUGCUUAAGACACAUGAAUGUUGAUGAUAGUGUAUUUUCUUGUUGUAUGCUCCAUGAGUUCUUUUCUAGCAGAAAUCUCAGCACUUUGAUGCUUAUAUUUAAAA
Messenger RNA from Jatropha curcas, 1033 nucleotides. RefSeq names its product putative phospholipid hydroperoxide glutathione peroxidase. The record is from RefSeq and is a predicted model, not a curated record. Gene Ontology annotation, molecular function: peroxidase activity. Gene Ontology annotation, cellular component: cytosol. NCBI's taxonomy places the organism in Eukaryota, Viridiplantae, Streptophyta, Magnoliopsida, Malpighiales, Euphorbiaceae. Gene Ontology annotation, biological process: response to oxidative stress.